This is a messenger RNA of Capronia coronata CBS 617.96, 951 nucleotides long. RefSeq lists its product as uncharacterized. The record is from RefSeq and is a predicted model, not a curated record. The coding region runs from base 1 to 951 and encodes 316 amino acids. NCBI's taxonomy places the organism in Eukaryota, Fungi, Ascomycota, Eurotiomycetes, Chaetothyriales, Herpotrichiellaceae. The transcript is spliced from 5 exons.
AUGGACAAAUUCUCCGCCUUUGGGAAGAACAUAAGUUCUGCUUUCAAUUCGACCGUUUCUCCCUUUGCACAGCGGAGUCAGCAAUACCUGAAGGAACAGUUUGGCGGGACAGAAGACAAGACCGAACUUCCUGCGGAUUAUGUCGAACUUGAGAAGAGAGUCGAUGCGUUGAAACAAGUCCAUCAAAAACUCCUCGCUGUCACAAACCAAUAUUCCAAUGAGGCUUACGAUUAUCCUCCCAACAUCCGGGAGUCCUUUACCGAUCUAGGGCGCAGCAUUUCCGAGAAGGUGACUCUCCUCUCUCAUGCUUCAAGUCCCGGCGAAGCGCAAGCAGCCCUCACUGCACCUCCCUCCGCCAAACCUCAGCCCAAGACUUUCAACCACGCAAUUGCCCGGGCAUCCCUGGCCAGUUCUCAGCUGCUUCAGCAGACGAACCCUUCCGGCGAUGAUCCACUGGCCGCGGCGCUCGAGAAAUACGCAUUGGCUGAAGAGAAGGUGGGAGAGGCUCGGUUGGCCCAAGACCACGCAAUCCAGGCAAGAUUCCUUGCGGGGUGGAAUACGACCUUGAACACCAACAUCCAAUUUGCCGUCAAGGCCAGAAAAGCGGUCGAGAACAGUCGACUGUUGCUGGAUAGCACCAAGGCGUCGAAGAAGAGCCAGGUUAUUGGCCGUGGCAUGAAUCCCGACGAUGAGACCGCUUUGAGCGAAGAAGCACGAGCCGAAAUUGAGGCCAAGGAAGACGAGUUUGUUUCGCAGGUUGAGGACGCGCAGGGCGUUAUGAAGAAUGUCCUGGACACCCCUGAACCUCUUCGAAACCUCGCCGACUUAAUUGCGGCGCAGCUGGAAUACCACAAGCGAGCCUACGAAAUUCUCUCCGAGCUGGCGCCCGAGAUUGACCAGCUCCAGGUGGAACAGGAGAGCAACUAUCGUAAGAGCAGAGAGGGUGCUUGA